Molecule: messenger RNA, 2241 nt
Organism: Morus notabilis
Lineage: Eukaryota; Viridiplantae; Streptophyta; Magnoliopsida; Rosales; Moraceae
Product: AP2-like ethylene-responsive transcription factor AIL6
Exons: 10
Coding region: 382-1950 (522 amino acids)
Biological process (GO): regulation of DNA-templated transcription
Molecular function (GO): DNA binding; DNA-binding transcription factor activity
Source: RefSeq, a predicted model, not a curated record
UCUCUCUCUCUCUAGAAACUAUUUUCACUCUGGUUUUACGCCGGUUGGCAGCUGAAACCGCUACACAUCUCUCUUUCAUUUCCCCACCAUAUGUAUCUUAUAUAUAAACACCUUCUCUCUCCUUCAUCUUCUCUCUCUCUCCUCUCUCAAACUUUUGUGGUUAUCAGUUCUGUGUUUUGAGCAUUUUCGCAUACAGUACUAACUAGUACUCCUCAUAGCUACCUUUGCAUGCACUGCCGUUUCUUGAACAAACUUCUUCUUCUUCAAAUCCGACUAAAAAUGGCUUCCAAGUGAUUUCAGUAGUAACGCUUCAAGUUGAAGUUGUAAGAGAUUAAACAGAGACGAAAAAGGAGAAAAGAAAGGUGACUAAAAUAGUCGUCAAUGGCUCCGGCUACCAACUGUAACUGGCUAUCGUUCUCUUUGUCUCCAUUGGAAAUGUUGAGGUCUUCCGAGUCGACUCAGUUCAUGGCGGCCGCGUACGAGAACUCGGCCUCCACCGCUACGCCUCAGUACCUAAUCGAUAACUUCUAUGCCAAUGGGUGGGCUAAUCCGAAGUCUCAAGUGUUCUUGACGGAGGAAGACAAUCAAGGAAAAGAAAGCCAACCGCUUAGUAAUAUUGCCGAUGAUUCGCCGAUUCUGACGAGCUUCAUCGAUCCGCAGAGCCAAAGCCAAGCCGUCCCAAAGCUCGAGGACUUUCUCGGCGACUCGUCGUCGAUGGUCCGAUACUCCGACAGCCAAACGGAGACCCAAGACUCGUCGCUGACUCAAAUCUACGACGCGUCCUACUUCGCUGACCAACAGCAAGAUCUCAAGGUCAAGGCGGUCACGGGUUUCCAAGCUUUCUCGACCAACUCGGGCUCGGAGGUCGACGACUCGGCCUCAAUCCCGAGGACUCAGCUCGCUUGCGCCGAGUUCGCUGGUCACUCGAUUGAGUCGUCGGCCGGGAACGAGUUGGCCUUCUCGAGUUGCCCCACGGGAUCUUUGUCGCUUGGCGUCACCACUCAGUCUCUGAGCACUGAGAAAACCUUUGUUCCUGUUGAUUCGGAUUGCUCAAAGAAGGUUGCCGAUACUUUUGGCCAGCGAACUUCCAUUUACAGAGGGGUCACUAGACACAGAUGGACGGGUAGAUAUGAAGCGCAUCUAUGGGAUAACAGCUGUAGAAGAGAGGGUCAGGCCAGGAAAGGUCGUCAAGUUUACUUAGGUGGCUACGACAAAGAAGAAAAAGCAGCCAGGGCAUAUGAUUUAGCCGCUCUAAAGUACUGGGGCGCCAAUGCAACCACCAACUUUCCUGUUUCAAAUUACAGCAAAGAAUUGGAAGAGAUGAAACAUGUAACCAAGCAAGAAUUCAUUGCGUCCCUCAGAAGGAAAAGUAGUGGUUUCUCAAGAGGGGCUUCAAUAUACAGGGGAGUAACAAGGCAUCAUCAACAAGGUCGUUGGCAAGCAAGAAUAGGUCGUGUUGCUGGGAACAAAGAUCUGUACCUUGGGACAUUUGCCACAGAAGAGGAAGCCGCAGAGGCUUAUGACAUUGCCGCCAUAAAGUUCAGAGGUGCAAAUGCGGUGACAAACUUUGAAAUGAGCCGAUACGACGUAGAAGCUAUAGCAAAAAGUGCUCUUCCUGUUGGUGGAGCAGCAAAGCGCUUAAAGCUCUCCCUCGAUUCGGAGGAUCAAAAACCAUCUCUUACUCAGGACCAGCAAACUCAAUACGGAAAUAGCAUCGUCACCACCACUGCCAACAACAUCAACUUCUCCACUAUUCAGCCGGCUUCUGCUGUCCCAUGCGGGAUUCCAUUCGAUGCAGCGCUUUACCACCACAAUCUGUUCCAGCAUUUUCAACCUAACUACAUCGGAGGCGCAGAUGCUGCAGGCUCAUCACCUGCCGUUGCAGCUCCUGUGACGGCCUUGAUUUCCCAGCCGGCGGAGUUCUUUGUAUGGCCUCACCAGUCCUACUGAUAUCGGUGGAUAAGUAGUAGUCCGUUUUUUGCAUUCCCUAAUGUUAGCGGCUAACAAAAUUAUCGAAAGCUCUUUAUUCGUGGCUUCCUUUCUGGCUGACCAAACAUCUGACCCCUUGUAGUCCGACCUCCCAAGUUUGAGGAGUUGUAGAAGAAAAGGCUUAGGAGGUUUUGCUCUUUUCCGUUUGCAGGCUUAAGAGCGUACUGGAUACAGUGGUAGGAAAGCUGGCUCUUGUAUUUAACCUUAUUAGAUAUCUGGUACAAUGCUGAAAAAGAGGGUUAUCAACCUAGU